Messenger RNA from Diaporthe citri, 1206 nucleotides. RefSeq lists its product as uncharacterized. Bases 1 to 1206 code for a protein of 401 amino acids. The transcript is spliced from 6 exons. Lineage: Eukaryota; Fungi; Ascomycota; Sordariomycetes; Diaporthales; Diaporthaceae. Gene Ontology annotation, molecular function: chitinase activity; chitin binding. Gene Ontology annotation, cellular component: extracellular region. Gene Ontology annotation, biological process: chitin catabolic process; carbohydrate metabolic process. The record is from RefSeq and is a predicted model, not a curated record.
AUGCGCUUCAAUCUUUUCGCUUCAGUCCUGGCCCUAGGGCCUUGGCUUGUGUCUUCCAGUCCCGUGGCGCAAGUCGACAAGCGAGCGACUGGCUAUCAGAACACUGUGUAUUUUACCAACUGGGGAAUCUACGGCCGGAACUAUCAGCCCCAGCAAUUGCCAGCCAACGAGCUUAGUGUCGUCCUUUACGCAUUUGCAAAUCUGCAGAGCACCGGUGAAGUGUACUCUUCAGACGUCUAUGCCGACCUGCAGAAACACUAUGCUACCGACUCAUGGAACGACGUCGGGAACAAUGCUUAUGGUUGCGUGAAGCAACUGUACCUACAAAAGAAAGCCAACCGACAGAUGAAAGUGCUCCUCAGUAUCGGUGGCUGGACUUACUCAACCAACUUUCCGGCAGCUGCCAGCACCGACGCCAGUCGUCAACUGUUCGCGUCAACUGCGGUGGCUCUGAUGAAAGACUGGGGCUUUGACGGCCUCGACAUCGACUGGGAAUACCCAGCAGACGCCACGCAAGCAGCCAACUUCGUCGCCCUGCUCCAGACCGUCCGCCAGGCGCUGGACAAUUACGCCGCGCAGUACGCGCCGGGCUACCACUUCCUGCUGACGAUCGCCUCGCCCGCCGGCCCGCAGAACUACAACACGAUGCAGCUGUCCGCCAUGUCCCAGUACCUCGACUUCUUCAACCUAAUGGCGUACGACUACGCGGGAAGCUGGGACAGCACGAGCGGGCACCAGGCCAACCUGCACCCCGCCAGCGACUCGGGCAACGCCCAGGCGACCAAGUACUCGACCGACCGCGCCGUGGGAGACUACAUCGCCGCGGGCGUCCCCGCGGCCAAGAUCCCCUACACCGGCGUCGGCUCCGGGUCGUGGGAGAACGGCGUCUGGGACUACAAGGCGCUGCCCAAGGCCGGGGCGACCGUCAUCACGGACGCCGCGGCGGGCGCGACGUACAGCUACGACUCGUCGUCCCAGGAGCUCAUCUCGUAUGACACGCCCGCCAUGGUGCAGACAAAGGUUGCCUACCUCAAGGGCAAGGGCCUCGGCGGGAGCAUGUUCUGGGAGGCCUCGGCUGACAGGAACGACACCGGCAGUCUCCUGACCACCAGCUACAACGCGCUUGGGUCGCUGGACUCGGCGCAGAACCUGCUUAGCUACCCGAACAGCCAGUAUGACAACAUUGUUGCUGGUGUGCCGAGUUGA